UGAAGAGUCGCCAUUCUUUUAUUCAGUACGACUGUUUGGAACAAUGGCAUCUGCACACAUUGUCUUCUAUCUGAUAUGUUUGUUCUUGGGUGUAAUUGCUCAGAAGAACAACAUGCAUUUAUCCUCCUCUGUUCAUGAAGAAGCACGUUUUAUAUCAGCUAAAUCUGGAGACAGAGUGACUUUACAUUGUUACUAUGAACAGAAUGUUGCUGCACGUUUUUACUGGUAUAAACAAACUUUAGGAGAGAAACCAAAACUCAUUUCUACCUUCUAUAAGUCAAAAACCAAUUUUGUACAAUUUCAUGAUGCAUUCAACAAUAGUGCACGCUUCAGACUAGAUAAUGAAAAAGGAAAUAAUCACCUGGUUAUCUCAGACUUAAGUGUUUCAGACUCAGCAACUUACUACUGUAUAUGUUCCUAUGUGUUCACAUCAACAUUCUUAGAGACAAUUAUUGUCAGUGUCAGUGAUGCUUAUCUAAACAUACGAGCUUUAGUUCAUCAGUCAGCAUCUGAGACCAUCCAGCCAGGAGGCUCUGUAAGUCUGCACUGUAUGGUGCACACUAUGCUGAGCUGUGAUGGAGAACACAGUGUUUACUGGUUCAAAGAUUCUGAAGAUUCUCAACCAGGAUUCAUUUACACCCAUGGAGUCAGGAAUGAUCAGUGUGAGAGGAAAGACAACAAAAGAACACACACCUGUGUCUAUAACUUGACAAUGGAGAGCCUGAAUUUGUCUCACGCUGGGAUCUACUACUGUGCUGUCGCCUCAUGUGGACACAUACUGUUUGGAAACGGGACCAAGCUGGACUUUGGGGUUUUGCAAGAUUCUGCUGCCCUGAUGUAUUUCUUAAGCGCAGCUUUAACACUCACCACCAUCAUCAGUGUGUUAUCAACUUUGUUAGUGUAUAAGAUGAAAAAGAGGAACAACUGCCAAUCCAGAGCAGACUCAAACGCAAAUGAUUCUGUAAAUUUAGAGAGCACCCAAGAGGACAACCUUCAUUAUGCUGCUUUGAGAAAAAUUAGGACGAAAGGAGCAAGAAGACAGACGAGCAACACCCAGGAUGGAUGUGUGUACUCCGGUAUAAAGUAAGCAUAGUAGACAUGAUGAUUUUUAGUAUUACCUUUCUGCUGUAGUGAUGAUUUUGGCAUCUUCUCUUUGGUCUGAAAGAAAAAUAAUUUAACUGCUAACAGCAAUUGAUCACUUGCAUAUUUUUGAAAUUCCUGUAAAUGUAAUUCCAGUAGUUAAUUUGUUUUGGAUUUUGGGUUUGAUGUAUUUUUAAAGUUCUGUUAUUUUUAGUUUUCUGUUUGCAGUUUUUUUGUGCU
Messenger RNA from Oreochromis niloticus (Nile tilapia), 1320 nucleotides. Its product is annotated as immunoglobulin kappa light chain-like. Gene Ontology annotation, biological process: response to bacterium. The record is from RefSeq and is a predicted model, not a curated record. The transcript has 5 exons. The coding region runs from base 44 to 1087 and encodes 347 amino acids. NCBI's taxonomy places the organism in Eukaryota, Metazoa, Chordata, Actinopteri, Cichliformes, Cichlidae.